CUUGAAGCAACAACUUCUAAUAAUCUCACAUUUACCUCCAUCUAAUUAAUGGAAUUCAUGGAACAUGGAAUGGGUAAAGAUGAAGAUAAAGAGAAGAUGAACAUAUAUGCUAAUGUACAUUCUGUAAACAUUCAUGAUGUCAGGACAGAAACAGAGAACACCAGGAAACACCAAACACCUCAACACACAGGAACUGAUUGUGUGAAGAUCAGAAGAUACAGAACAGCUGUGGUGUGUUUGGUUCUGCUGUGUGUUCUUCUGCUGACUGCAGUCAUAGUACUGUGUGUCCACAUCCAUACAAACAACACACACUACACAGAAGAGAGCGAAGCGAGAGACCAGCUAGUAAACAAUAGCAUGCAGCUGACAAAAGAGAGAGAUGGAUUAUUAUCAAGUAACCGUUAUCUGAUUAGAGACCAAUUACAUCAGGAGAAAAAUGAACUGUUGAAAAGUAUUCAUGGAAUGGAUGGAUGGAUUUAUUAUCAAGCUAAUCUUUACUUUGUUUCCUCUGAGAAGAAGAGCUGGACUGAGAGCAGAAGAUACUGUAUGGAGAGAGGAGCAGAUCUGAUCAUCAUAAACAACAGAGAGGAACAAGAUUUUGUACAGAAAAUAUCUGCUAAUGCUAAUGUCUGGAUUGGUCUGACUGACAGUGAUGUGGAGGGCAGCUGGAAAUGGGUUGAUGGCAGCACACUGACCUCUGGGUUCUGGGAUCCUCGAGAACCCAAUGGACAUAGAGGAGAGAACUGUGCUCUGACUUAUUUACCAGGAUGGGCUGAUUAUCCAUGUAGUGAUCUUUUUCUAUGGAUCUGUGAAAAGAGCAUUUUAAAAUAAGUCAUCACAUGAACUGCAGGUUCAUGUACUAAAAUACACAUGGGUACAUUUUCCCCUAAGAACAGCAUUAUUUCAAGGAACUGCAACUGCUAGAACAUAGUUUUUUUUCCUCCAUACAGAAUAGAAUC
Molecule: messenger RNA, 959 nt
Organism: Sinocyclocheilus anshuiensis
Lineage: Eukaryota; Metazoa; Chordata; Actinopteri; Cypriniformes; Cyprinidae
Product: CD209 antigen-like protein D
Exons: 6
Coding region: 49-831 (260 amino acids)
Source: RefSeq, a predicted model, not a curated record